GCGGGCAAUCGUAACAGCGUGUACUGCUCACGCAAGUGUCCACAAGUGUACACGCGUGUAGAGUUUGCACACCCACGCGAGUGUGCCGAUGGGGAAAUGUGCUUAAGUGCGAAUGUACACCUACGUGUGCGGACGCCCAUCUACAUCAUAGCUUCGCGCACGCGGGCAGUUAAGGUCAUAGUGGGAAACAAAUUUUAAAGGGCCACGACUCUGCCAGUCCGCUCUACACAAGUGCAUUUGCGCGCUCCCCUUGUGUUUGUUUCACUUUUUCGCGUCUUCACUUUCUGAGUUUUUCGCCUUUCUCAUAUUCGCCCGUUUGAGCGGUUUGCGUGGUUUGCGCGGUUUGCGCCGUACCACCGUUCGCAACAUUUACCCACUGCAUUUUUUUUCUCAAGUGGGUAGACUGGGCAACGGGCCACCCCCCAAUUUUCGCAUCCGCAUGUGGGUACACCUUUGUGCUGACGUUUCCCGUGAACGCCAUUAAUGUGCAUUCCCCUGUGUAGUUGUAAAGACCUGCGUCUACAUAAGUGAUGAGCUUCCGCUGAGUGGUGAUGCUUCGCCCAUUUGCAGGUAGCUCUAGUCUUCCUCUUGUGAGCACACCGAAAUGUGCAUAAAUAUAUACGUACAUGUAUAAGUGCAUACGAGUUGAGUCCACCUAUCGCGCUUGAGCCGUUAUAACAUGGGCGAAUGUUAAUUUUGUUCUAAUUCGAAGAAGAGACCGCUCAAAAUGUAAUUAGACUUUUACUUCCCUUCGGCUUCUUCUUCCUUCCCGCUUCCAUUUUUUUUGUGCACUUUUCUUUUUUCUUAAUUGUUCAUAAAAUGCUGAGCUCACUUUACGUGCUGCCGCUGAUCCUGGUGAAUAUUUUGUUUCAAAAUGACUGGCAUAGGAAGAAGAUUUUAAGCGAGUUGGGGAAUUAUAACGUCAAAUUGGUGAAGAGGAGUCGCGUUUUGUCAAACAGAACGACCGGCCGAAUAAACUUUUUGGAUGAAAUUAAGGAAAGCUACAAGCCGCUGUUUGACGUGUACGAAUUGUCGGCCGAGUUUGAAAAGUUAAGAAAUGCCAAGGGGAAGGGGGAAGAAAAAAGGGGACGAAAGAAGAAGAAAAAGAAGAAAAAAAAAAAAAAUGAUCAUAUAGGGGGGGGAGAUGACAAAGAAACGCCCCGCUUAAACCUUAUCAAAUUGUCCGCCACACAACCCGAUGGGGGUGAACACACUCAAAAGGGAAAGUCCACAGAAGCGCCAAUUCGUGAAGCGCACAGUGGAAAAUCAACGGGCAUAAACAAACGUGCUGCUAAUUUCAUACAAAUGUUAAAUGAUGGAAACUCAAAUGGAAGAGGAGAUGCAGAAAUGGGCGUGGAGAACGAACCAGAUACGUUCAGCAAAUUAAUUAACGAGGGGAAUAUAGAAGAUUUCGAUCAUUUGGAGAAAGACGAACCGGAGGGGGAGGAGGAGAAGAAGCAGGAAGAAGCAGGAGAAGCAGAAGCAGGAGCAGCAGAAGGAAAAGAAAAAGGAGAAGAAGCAGAAAGAAAAGAAGAACAAGAAGAGGCGAAGCAGCCGCAGGAGCAGGAGCAGCGUGACCACAAAUCGAUGAGGGAAGAAGAGUCGCAGUCGGCUAGUAGAGAGGAGGAAAGACAGAGCAAUAUGAGGGAAUCCCCCCCUGGAGGUGAGUCUCCACAAGAAGGGGGUGAUAACAUAGAAGGUGGCACCGAAGUGGCAGCAAGAAAGGGGGGCGACAAGUCGAAGGGGCAAGAAAGAGAGGGAGAGAAAAACUUAAUGGCUAGCAAAAAGGAAGGGGUAAAAGCGGAAAAGCCGAGUGAAGAAGGAAGCCCGAGUGGUCAUUCUCUCCAGGGUGAAGGUGCGGAAGAAGCCCCUGCCGCGAGUCCCGCGGAAGAUUCCGAUGAGAAGAAGGAGGAGGAAGAAGAGGAGGAGGAAGAGGAAGAGGAGGAGGAUAGUAACGACCAGGGGAGGGAGUACCAACUGAAUGAUGGAAAUAGCGUGGCACAAGAAGAUAUCAUCACCCAAGAAUUUGACCACUACACAAUCGUCACAAACUCAAAUGAUGUCCUUAACGACAUCCGAGUUGACGCCUCAGACAUUUCCAAGCUGAGCAUUGAAAGUAUAAAUAUACCCUACAGCGAAGCGAACAAAACUUCCUUCACGCAUCAGAGGCACAUAGUCCUAACGAACAAGGGAAAUAAAAAAUAUAGAGUUGUUCUGAUGACAAAAAAUCCCAAGUUCAUAGAAUUGGAGGAUGAACCGGAUGAAAAAGCCGAGAACAAUACAUUCAUUGAGAGGGAGAGCAUGGAGCAGAAAAGGACACCCAACGGUCGGGGUGAACAUACGAGCGACCGAACGAAUUUGUAUGGGGGCAAGGGGACACUCGAUUUUAGUAAGGUUUAUAGCGGCAACGGGAGGGGGAGCGGCCGAGAGGUGGAAAAUCCCCAUGUGGAGACGCACACCGGUGGUGGCACUGGUGAGGGUGGCAUACGGGCGACAAUAAACCGGCUGUUCAGCUUCUUAACCUUCGGGGGAAAUCCAGGCGAGUCUGCCAGAGGGGCGGGCGAAUCGAAGGACGGUGGGGGCAAAAAAGAAAGCGCUAACGGCGGAGGCGACCGCCAUCACCACCAUUACCGCCAUGAUCUCCAAUCGCGCGAUAACCGCCGCUCCCGUCAUGAUCGCACGAAGGACUUGAACGAAAUUCUGAGUGCCGACAAGCUGGUGGACCAGUACCUGCUAAACCUGAAAAACAACACCCCCGAGAGGCAAGAGCUAAUAUUCGUGCUGAGAGGCGACUUGGAUUUGCACUCGACCUACAUGAGAAGGGUCAUCAAAAGGAGUAACGCAAAAUUUGAGGAGCACAUAAAGAAAAACUUCCAGCAAGUAGACAGUAUAGUGUAUGACGUCUCGUCGCCGAUAAACUUCCUCUGCUUUUUUGUGCCCACCGUUUUUGACAUGAGCAACUUUCACAUGUUGAAGGAGGCGCUGCUGGUGUUGCAGAAGGAGCUGGAGAGGUACAUGGAGAACUGGAGCUUCUCCAACACGUACGUGACGUUGGACGCGCCGCACGUGGGGGGCGAGGGCGGCGCUUCGGCGGGUGCGGGACACGACGGUCGCAAGGACGCACACAUGGGCAGCCGCGCAGGAGACCAAGCAGAUGGUCAUGCGGACGACCGCGAAACUGGCCAUACUGACCACCGCGAAGGUGGCGCCCCGCACGGGAAGCCCAGAAAAUUCGUGAAGAAGAAAAAAAACCUGUACAACGUAAAGUACUCCUUUCUGCGCAAAUUCUGGAGCUUCGACUCAAUCAUCGCAUUCGCUAGAAAAAUGAACAAAAAAAAUAUGGACAUCGAAAAGGAAAUUUUAAACUUCCUACCCAAGGAGUUGAGAGAGUACUCGACGUGGAAUCUCUCAGUCAUCCGAGUAUUUAAUGCCUGGUUUCUGGCAGGCUACGGAAAUAAAAAUGUGAAGGUGUGCAUAAUAGAUUCUGGGGUUGAUAAGAAUCACAUAGACUUAAUGAAAAACGUUUAUAUCCCGGAAUACUCAGAACAAUACGAAAUGACGCAGGAUUUUUACGACUUUAUGGUGAAGAACCCAACAGAUUCUUCCGGACAUGGGACACAUGUCACAGGAAUUGUUGGUGGAUUAGCCAAUGACUUAGGCAUGGUUGGUGUAGCCCCUAAUGUUACUCUAAUUUCGUUACGCUUUAUCGAUGGAGUGAAAUAUGGAGGGAGUUUUCACGCCAUUAAAGCCAUUAACGUUUGCAUUUUAAAUAAAGCGCCUAUCAUCAAUGCCAGUUGGGGGUCUAGCAAGUACGACGCUAAUAUUUACCUUGCUGUGCAAAGGCUGAAAUAUACCUUUAAUGGGAAGGGCACCGUGCUGGUCACGGCCGCCGGCAACGAGAACAAGAACAACGACGAGCAUCCACUGUACCCCUCCAGUUUUAAGUUGCCCCACGUGUACAGCGUCGCCUCCAUCAGCAAGAACUUCGAAAUCUCUCCCUUCUCGAACUACGGAGUGAACAGCGUGCACAUCAUGGCGCCCGGCCACCACAUAUACUCCACCACGCCAAACAAUUCGUACAAAAUAAACACGGGCACCUCGAUGGCGGCCCCGCACGUGUGCGGAGUGAAUGCCUUAAUAUACUCCGUGUGUUACAACCAGGGGUUCAUCCCCCCAGCAGAAGAAGUGCUAGACAUACUGACGAGGACGUCCAUCAAAGUUAUCUCCCGAAGGAGAAGAACAAUCAAUGACAGUCUCGUCAAUGCAGAAGCAGCGGUGCUGACGACAUUGUUAGGAGGACUGUGGAUGCAGAUGGACUGCCAUUUUGUGAAAUUCAAUUUAGAAGGAGGGAAAGAAAAACACAUCCCUGUUGUAUUCUCAGCUUAUAAAAAAGGAAUAUACGAAACGGAUAUAGUUAUAGCAGUCAUUCCUACGGAGGAAAACUCCAAAGUCUAUGGUGAAAUUUUGAUACCUAUUCGAAUAGUGACUGAUCCGAAGGCGGAGAAUUUUAAGGAGUCCCCUCGAAAUGGGAAAAAAAUGAUAAUCGAUGAGAAUGAAGCAAGUCAUGAUGAAGUGCUCUCCUACAUUUGCGAAAAUGCUUUAUACAACUUGUACGAGAUGGAUAGCAACUUCCUUGUCAUGUCAUUAGUGCUCUUCUUUGUGGCCUUCAUUUUGAUAGUCGUCGGAACGAUUGUAUUUAUCAAGAGGAAGCGCCACAGCAAAUACUGCGACGAUGAAGACCAUGACCACAAUAUGAUGAGGAACAGCGUCUUCGAGCACCACCACAUUUUAAGCGGCAAUACAAACCACGCACUCAAAAUGGCCAAACGCUCGCAUGUAGAAAAAAUUAGAAACAGCGUCCGAUUCAGCGUUGUGAUGGGGACCCAAAACAACUGCGUGUUUAAGGAAAGGGCGCCCAAAAAGUUAGAUUUCGAGAAUUACGGCGAUUUGAUAAAAAAGCCCCUCCUCAAAUCUCCGCCCAAGAAAUUUGUCAAUCACAGGGCGGAGCAGAAUUGGGGGCACGAGGCAGAAAAGAAGGACCCCAGGGAUUGA
Molecule: messenger RNA, 5052 nt
Organism: Plasmodium vivax (malaria parasite P. vivax)
Lineage: Eukaryota; Apicomplexa; Aconoidasida; Haemosporida; Plasmodiidae
Product: subtilisin-like protease 2, putative
Exons: 2
Coding region: 820-5052 (1410 amino acids)
Biological process (GO): proteolysis
Molecular function (GO): serine-type endopeptidase activity
Source: RefSeq, a predicted model, not a curated record